This is a messenger RNA of Sclerotinia sclerotiorum 1980 UF-70, 2064 nucleotides long. RefSeq lists its product as hypothetical. Gene Ontology annotation, molecular function: N-acylsphingosine amidohydrolase activity. Gene Ontology annotation, cellular component: extracellular region. Lineage: Eukaryota; Fungi; Ascomycota; Leotiomycetes; Helotiales; Sclerotiniaceae. The transcript is spliced from 7 exons. The coding region runs from base 1 to 2064 and encodes 687 amino acids. The record is from RefSeq and is a predicted model, not a curated record. Gene Ontology annotation, biological process: sphingosine biosynthetic process; long-chain fatty acid biosynthetic process; ceramide catabolic process.
AUGUCGAGGUUUGAAUACUCAGGAGUCCUGGCGGACGAAAAAGUGGAAGAUGAGCGACCAGAGGUUCCUCGCCGAAGGUCUCUAGCAAGUGCAAUAUUCUAUGCAUUCGCGGGACUUUUUUUGUUUACUGCAUUUACCGCAUUGGUUGUGAAACUUUCAAAUAUCGGAGGUGUUCAGCCAAGCAACGAGGCUCCCAACAUCAAUUCCGACUGGGCAUCUGAACAUGAACAUGAAACACGAGCAACAGGUGACCAGUACCUCAUAGGGGUCGGCAAGGCUGAUAUCACGGGUCCUGUUGUCGAAAUAAACUUUAUGGGCUAUGCCAGUCUUCCCCAAGUUGGAACAGGACUUCGUCAACGAAUUUUCUCCAGAGCUUUCAUUGUCGGAGAUGUUAACAACCCUUCCAACCGGUUCAUUUAUCUGGUUCUCGACACAGCAUCUGGAGAUACUGCAAUUAGAUAUGGAAUACUCGAAGGUGUAGCAGCCCUAGGUUCAGCAUAUUCAAUCUACGGACAACAUAACAUUGCCGUCACAGGAACACAUCAGCAUUCUGGUCCUGGAGCAUACUACAACUAUCUUUUACCACAAAUAACUUCACUAGGUUUUGAUAAGCAAAGCUAUCAAGCAAUUGUAGACGGCGCCGUUCUCUCAAUUAAGAGAGCACAUGAGUCGCUCACUACGGGAUAUUUAAGUACUGCCGAUACAAAUAUCACGGAUGCAAAUAUUAAUCGCAGCCUCUAUGCAUAUCUUGCCAACCCUGCAGCGGAGAGGGCACUAUAUCCAGAUAAUGUUGAUAAGACAAUGAGUAUGCUCCGAUUCCAACGAGCUUCGGAUGGAUUGAACAUUGGUGUCUUGACAUGGUUCAGUGUCCAUGGUACUUCCAUGUUGGAGAAUAAUACACAUGUCACUGGUGACAACAAAGGAGUUGCAGCUUAUCUAUUCGAGAAAGCAGCCUUAAACGACCCCAAAGCUGCUCCAGGUUUCGUAGCCGGUUUCUCCCAAUCAAGCGUUGGAGAUAGUUCACCAAACGUUCUCGGCGCCUGGUGUGACGACGGCUCUGGUCAACAAUGCACAUUAGAAAACAGCACCUGUGCUGGUAAAUCCGAAACAUGUCAUGGUCGAGGUCCAGCUUUCCAAGCCUUAGAUUUAGGAGUUACAAGUUGUUACAUUAUCGGUCAAAGACAAUACGACGCUGCUCAAGCUCUCUACAACUCGUUGGAUUCGGUUGGUACACCACUCGUGGAUGGAAGUGUCAAAUCUUUCCACUUCUUUCAGGAUAUGCAGUACUACGAUUUCCCGCUUGCGAAUGGAUCGAUUGCUCAAACUUGUCCUGCGGCUUUAGGAUAUUCGUUUGCGGCUGGUACUACUGAUGGGCCGGGAGUAUUCGAUUUCACACAGAAUGAUCCAGGUGCACCCAAUGAUCCUCUUUGGAGUCUGGUAUCUGGUCUUCUUAGGGUGCCGACCGCUCAACAGGUUGCUUGCCAAUACCCAAAGCCCGUCCUUCUAGAUGUUGGUGAGAUGUCUUCUCCUUAUGCUUGGACUCCUAAUAUUGUCGACAUGCAACUCCUCCGAGUCGGCCAACUAAUAAUCAUCAUCUCCCCCUCCGAAGCGACAACCAUGUCCGGCCGCCGCUGGAAAUCCGCCAUCUCCACCGCCGCCAGCACCUCCAAAAUCACUACCACAACCCCCAAAGUCGUACUCGGCGGUCCAGCAAACACAUACGCGCACUAUCUCGCCACACCCGAAGAAUACACCGUCCAACGCUACGAAGGCGCAUCGACCCUCUUCGGCCAACACGAACUAGACGCCUAUAUCCACCUGACCACCUCCGCCAUCGGCUACCUCUCAGCAUCCAAUACCAGCCAACCAGCCCCGGGACCCAGUCCCCCUAAUAACGUCAAUGCGAGUUUAAGUUUCAUAACGGGUGUAGUAUACGAUAGUGGAUCUUUCGGAAAUGUAUCCGUGCAACCAGCGUCAGCGUAUAAGAUAGGCGCGGUGGUAAACACGACGUUUGUGGGAGCGAAUCCGCGGAAUAAUUUAAGACUUGAGGUAAUGUGGUUGUGA